AUGGAAGCACCUGCACUACCUUUGUGAUUAAUUGAUCGUUUAAAUAUUUAAACGAUCAACUGUUUUCAACAAACUGCGUUAUACAAAAUACUGUGGUGAUGGUGACAGUAAGUCUUACCAAAAUAUAGAAAGUAAUAAUGUUUACCCAGGGUAUAAAAUUGAAAAAAGUGAAUGUGUCAGUCAUGUUCAAAAAAGAGUUGGGUCUCGUUUACGCUCUCUUAAAGUAUUGUACAAGGGAAAAGUUUUAAAAGAUGGUAAAAGACUUACUGGAAAAAGAAGGAUGACAGAUAAAGUCAUUAAUACAUUGCAAAACUAUUAUGGUAUGAGUAUACGACAAAACAAAGGGAAUUUGUAUGGCAUGAAAAAAUCCAUAGCAGGACUAAUUCAUCACUGUUCUGAAAGCAGCAGCGAUGAAGAACGCCAUAAGUAUUGUCCUCGUACUAGCGAUUCGUGGUGUAAAUAUCAAAGGGACAAGAUUAAUCAAACUUUGACUUAUAAAAACAGUAUAAACAUUCCAGAAGCUGUUUGUGAAAUUAUAAAACCUAUUUUUUCACACAAAGAUCUUGGUGCAAACAAGUUAUUAAAAAGAUGUCUUGAUGGAGAAACACAGAGUGCAAAUGAAUCGCUCAAUAAUGUAAUUUGGACAAAAUGCCCAAAAAAUGUGUACGUGGGUAGGUCAACACUUGAAAUUAGUGUUGCAUCUGCUGUCAUACAGUUUAAUGAUGGUAAAACUGGUAUGAUAGAUGUUCUUCACAGUUUAGGAAUUUUACCAGGACAUUUUACUAAAAACGGUUUUCAAAAUAGUGAUGUGCAACGUGAAAAGCUUAUGGACACAAAAUCAUCUGAAAAGUUUAAAAAACAAAGAAAAAAGCUUAGAGCAACAAGGAAGGGGUUUGAUGAUAAGCACAAUGAUGAAGAAGGAACAUUAUAUGAAAAGGGGGGGUUUUAACCUGUUUUCAAGUGUUAAUAUAUUUGUAUUUUCAAAAUAUAAAGUUUUAUUUGCA
Molecule: messenger RNA, 1004 nt
Organism: Hydra vulgaris (swiftwater hydra)
Lineage: Eukaryota; Metazoa; Cnidaria; Hydrozoa; Anthoathecata; Hydridae
Source: RefSeq, a predicted model, not a curated record